Molecule: messenger RNA, 1700 nt
Organism: Scomber scombrus (Atlantic mackerel)
Lineage: Eukaryota; Metazoa; Chordata; Actinopteri; Scombriformes; Scombridae
Product: anthrax toxin receptor 2-like
Exons: 17
Coding region: 138-1586 (482 amino acids)
Cellular component (GO): membrane
Molecular function (GO): signaling receptor activity
Source: RefSeq, a predicted model, not a curated record
UGUUAUACACAGCAGUGACUCAACAUGUGAGACGCCUGGUUGAUGCUGUAAAGAUGAAGGAUUUAUAACUGUAACUCCUGAUUUGGGGAUUUAAAAAAAAAAAAAAGCAGUCACUGCUGAUAUGUAACAUAUGGAUUAUGGAUCGGUUAUGGAUAUGUUGCAAAAUUCUGCUUUUUAUAAGUUUUUUUGUGAACUCAUCGUUGAAUGAUGGGCAGGAUGCUUCCUGCGAUGGAGCAUUUGAUAUUUAUUUUGUUUUGGACAAGUCAGGCAGUAUUUCGGGACACUGGGAUGACAUCUAUGGAUUUGUGGAGGAGCUCAGCAAAAGGUUUAUCAGUCCCAGGAUGAGGGUUUCCUACAUAGUCUUUUCAAUCAAUGCAGAUGUAAUACUGCCACUAACAGGAGACAGGUCCAAGAUAGACGAGGGUUUGAAUAAAUUGAGCCAAAUCAAAACUGCAGGUGAAACAUUCAUGCAUGAAGGCAUGAAAGCGGUGUCGAAGCAAAUGAUGGAACAAACUUCACCGUCAUCCAGCAUCAUCAUUGUUCUGACUGAUGGCAAGCUGGAUAUUUACCCCUUUGAACUGAGUGUAAAUGAGGCUGACAAAGUCAGAGGGUUUGGAGCCAGAGUGUAUUGUGUUGGGGUCAUGGACUUUGACCAAAACCAGCUUAACGAAAUAGCAGACGGCCCAGAGCAAGUGUUCCCCGUGUUGUCUGGGUUUCAUGCUCUCAAAGGCAUCAUCAACUCGAUCCUGAAGCAGACAUGCACAGAAACAUUCACAAUAGAGCCGUCAAGUGUUUGUGUAAAUGAGUCUUUCAAUGUAGUGCUAAGGGGAGGUGGCUUCAGUGGAUCGAAGAGGAUGGACAAUGUCCUCUGCUUCCUCACUGUCAAUCAAAAGACAUACAGCCAGAAGCCAACAGUAGUUAAAGACGGCUAUCUGCUGUGUCCAGCUCCUGCUCUGCAAGAGGUUGGACAAUCAAUUCAAGUGCUGGUUAGCCUGAACAAUGGACAAUCCUACAUCUCCACUCCCAUCAAUAUCCAUGCCACAACAUGUUCAGAUGGGUUUUGGGUGCUCUGGUUGCUGUUGGCUCUUCUGCUGUUACUGGCUCUGGUUUUACUUUGGUGGUUCUGGCCUCUCUGCUGCACUGUGGUGAUUAGGGACCCACCCCCCUCUCGCCCCCCUCCUCCACCUCCUCCAAUUAAGCCAGAAGAGGAUCUUUCAACCAAACACAAGUGGCCUACAGUGGAUGCUUCAUACUACGGAGGCAGAGGUGCUGGAGGAAUCAAACGCAUGGAGGUGCGUUGGGGGGACAAGGGGUCCACAGAGGAAGGCUCGCGGCUAGAGAAAGCCAAAAAUGCUGUGGUCACCAUGCCAGAUGAGGUGGAAGAGCCUAUCAUACCUCGACCCCCACCAAGACCUCCUCCAGUCUACAACCCUGCACCGCAGACCAAAUGGUACACUCCCAUCAAGGGCCGUUUUGAUGCGUUGAUGGCAUUACUGAGGAGACAGUACGACAGAGUGGCAAUCAUGAGGCCGACACAUCAGGACAAGGGUCGCUGCAUUAACUUCACUAGAGUUCAGAAUCACUGAGGAUCAACACCUCUCGCUUCAUUCCUGUUUUUGGCCAAAGACGACUGACAUGCACGCUCAGAUACGUAAAUGUUGAAAUUCAGUGUGAUUUGUAAAUAAAUGUUUUUACAUAUA